Aptenodytes forsteri (emperor penguin) is the source of this 6567-nucleotide messenger RNA. RefSeq names its product malectin (gene MLEC). Gene Ontology annotation, cellular component: membrane. The record is from RefSeq and is a predicted model, not a curated record. Bases 14 to 643 code for a protein of 209 amino acids. Gene Ontology annotation, molecular function: carbohydrate binding. Lineage: Eukaryota; Metazoa; Chordata; Aves; Sphenisciformes; Spheniscidae. The transcript is spliced from 4 exons.
AUCUGACUACGGUAUGAAGCUGCCAAUCUUGCGGUCCAACGCGGAAGAUCAGAUUCUGUACCAGACCGAGCGUUACAAUGAGGAAACCUUUGGCUAUGAAGUUCCCAUCAAAGAGGAGGGUGACUAUGUGCUGGUGUUGAAGUUUGCAGAGGUCUAUUUUGCACAGUCUCAACAGAAGGUAUUUGAUGUUCGCUUGAAUGGCCACGUGGUGGUGAAGGACUUGGACAUUUUUGACAGAGUUGGACACAGCACAGCUCAUGAUGAGAUCAUUCCCAUGAGUAUCAAAAAGGGGAAACUGAGUGUCCAGGGAGAGGUUUCCACGUUCACAGGGAAGCUCCACAUUGAGUUUGUAAAGGGCUACUAUGACAAUCCAAAAAUCUGUGCCCUAUACAUCCUGCAAGGAACAGUGGAAGAUGUUCCAAAGCUGCAGCCGCACCCGGGUCUGGAGAAAAAAGAGGAAGAUGAUGAUGAAGAUGAAUAUGAUGAUGGCUCCAGUGUUAAAAAACAGGCAAAUAAGAACCGGGUUCAGUCAGGCCCACGCACACCAAACCCCUAUGCCUCGGACAACAGCAGCCUCAUGUUUCCUAUAUUGGUGGCCUUUGGUGUCUUCAUUCCUACCCUCUUCUGCCUCUGCCGAUUGUGAGAGCAAGCCCCACAGAGCAUCAGCCAAGGGGCUGGGAGGGAAGGAGUUGGACCAAACACGGUUGCUUUCAAUUUCUCCAUAUUGUUCAUAAUUUAAGGAAAAAAAAAAAAAAGAAAAAAAAAGAUGUUUCAUUUGGAAUGAAUAGCAGGUCCAGGUAAGAGGGAGCUUACCUUCCCCCUGCCAGCAAGCAGCGAGGCCCUCGCCUUCCCCUUCGCACCAUGUGCAGCCUCCGAUCCUCCCUGGGGCACCCAAGAGUAAACUGAGUCCUGGCUGUCUGUGUAUUGGGCUGUUGGAAGCUGAUGCUAGCAGUCCUGGGCCAUGUCCCACACUGAGAGAAAGCCAUGUGCUGCAGGAUCUCUGCCUUUGCUGGGUGGAAUACGGUUCCUUAAGCAGGGAAGCGGCUCCUAAACCCAGGCCUGGGAACACGUUUUGUCUGGGAGCGUGGAAGUGUUGUGGUGCCGUUGGGUGACUAAUGACUAUGGAGGAUGGAGCCUGGCUCAGCAUCUCCCUGAAUGUGCGCAACACGAUGUAUGGUACUCGCCUGCAUAAAGAUACCAAGACUCCAACUAGCCACUCGGCCUCUGUGGAGACGUUCCCCUCCUAAGAGUGCAAGCUGUGCCAGGAGCAGAGGGAUUUAUCUGGCCUGAUUUGCUGCACCAGUUGGGAGAGACUUUCCUAGUUUGACAAUUGUAAUGUUAGAUCCAUUGCAGAGGGAUUCUGCUGUCAGAAUGUCAGCUCUUGCUGCCUGCAAGAGGCUGAUGUUGUUAGCGUCUGAUCAGAUGCACUUGUUUUCUGUAUUGAUUAUGGCUUUUGUUUCCUUUAAUAUCCUUUUCUUUUCAAAGGUUUAAUUUUAAGCCCAGUUCCUUGUUUUGCCCUUUCUAGCAAGUGACCUCUCCUUUGGAAGAAGCUGAGAAUCAGAUGACCUAGAGAGGAGGUUCUGGACUUGUUCCUUGGCCUUCUUAACAGUUAGCUCCCCUCCCUGCCCCCUGACUGUGACUGUGAACAACCUGUGCUGUAGGACAGAGCGGAGCAACCUUGCAGAUGCUCCCUGUGAGCUCUCAUUCCCUGUCGUAGGGACCAGGCCUGCCUGCAAAGCGGUGAGAAGUGCAGUGGACUUGGUUAGUGUUUUCAGUUAGCUCGGCCUUUUGCAACUCAAGGCACUGUGGUGAAGGGGCAGAUGUCCAACAUUUCAGUGCUGUAGAGCAAGGUGGUUUGUUGCCCUCCAGAGAUCUGGAAGAGAGCAGAAUACUGGAGACAAGGUCAUCCGCUUCCCCUGGGGAUAUUUCUGCAAGAGGCUUCUGUUUCCACAUGCAGAGCCUGUGCCUGCCUGACAGAGGCUGAGCAGAGCGAAAGCCCUCGCUGUGCCUGCUGAUCCAGAGCUGCGGGCCCUGAGGAGCUGCCUUCCCAUGGUCUUGGCCUCCGACACGUUGAGCACUUCUGGCUGGCGGGAAGGGGAUGUUCUGUCUGCCAGAGCAGGGUCUGGCCCAGGCAUGGCUGGGUCCUUGCGGGUCAGCUUUGAUCCUGGUGAGCUCUGGGCUCACAGAACACUUUACCUCAUGCUAUCUCUGUUCUCAGAAGUGCUCUCUCUUUACCUGGAGCAGCUGCAGUGAGCGGUGUCCUCCUUGCUGCUGCUCCUCCCUGUGCCUGCGUUUUCCUAGCGGUUCUUCUUGGGUUUGAUCCCCUGCAGUGGCUCAGCCUUUCUUUGAGCUGAGAAAGGUCAGCAGAAUUCCCUAGUUUCUGGAAAGGAAACCAGAGGAGCAGCCUUUCUUCUCUGCUGGGCGCAAGCGGCUGAAGCCCUCUCUUCCUCUUAACCCUCAAGCUGUGAUAUGAGCUGCCAGCUCAUGGGCUCCAGAAUGGGGAGCUGGGGGAGGUGUCAAAGCACUGCUCUGCACAGCAGUGGCACUGAACCUAGCCUUUCUGAUCACAUACAUCACUGCUAUAGGCCUGGCCCUAAUUCUGUGGCUGUGAGCUAAAAAGUAAGCAGUAGGACCUUAAUUACCUUCUCUCCCAUUGCACAAGUGGUAACAGCCAGUUUGGGAGAAGCAAGAGGGUCCCUGCCACACCGUAAGGAGAAGACAGGCUUUAGAGAGAGCAGAUCUUAAGAACAAACCUUAGGAUGAAAGGGCGGUAAGCUUGAAGUUGUCUGCUUCGUCUUCUAGCUGCUGUUAAAAUCCUAGUACUUAUAAAACUCUCAUAAAAUAUGAGCUCUGUUUUGUUUGAUGACGGUGCCUGCAGAGAUUCUCCAGCAUUUUGGGGAUUGCUCUAACUGGAGCACAGAGACAUUUAGAUCUUUAUCAGUUUUGAGAAGCAUGAACUGCGCUGAUUUGUUAAGCAAAGAACCUGGGCUUGAAAGCAAGCUUCUCUGUAAGGAGCUGUUCUCCUCCAGGCCUUUUAGGUUGCAUUUUAUUUGAGCAUCCUUGAAGCAAGGAAUCACUCAGCUUCUUGUGGCUCACCCAGUAAUCUCAGCACCUUGCCCAGCAUGAGAAAAGGGGAGUGCGUUUAGGUGUGCAAAAGUCGGAGACAAGUCUUCUAGAAUAGUUUAUCUCUGCCUCUCCUGGCAGCCAGGGCACCCAUUUGGUGCCAUCAGCUGCCCUAAGGCAAGGCUGUGCAGGGUGUGAUCUGUUGUGUUCCAGUUGCUCAGUGCAAAUGAAUUUGUCAUAUUUGAAUAAGAAUAGGAAGGAGGAAUAGUUCAUCCUUCAUGGUUUCAAUUUAGUUGUUUUGGCUCCUGGUUUUAUCAAUUUUUGUCACUACAAAGCUACUGUCUGGUUGGUUGGAGGGUUCCUGACCCCGUUAUGGUGCUAUGAGCAGUUUUCCUUGUUGGUCCAUCCCCUCCUGACAGGUUUGCUUUGGAAGAAGCCUUCAAACAAAGCGCGUGGGAACACAGGAGGAUGGUAGGGGGUGGGCAGUCAGCACCUUGCUGUGAAUGCCAUACUCAGGCUGGUUCCCCUUGUCAUCUCUGUCUGGCACCUGCGAGCCAGCCAGAUGGGUAUAAUGAGGUACCUGGUCCUGACCAGGGAAAGAAAAAGUUUGGGUUGGCUGUAGCUUUCCAGUAUGGGUGUUUGAGGGAAUAUCCAAGACAUUGUUUAAUUGAGACUGGUUAGAGACAAGCCUGUUUAUGCUUUGUUGCCUCCAGCCAGCAGCAGGCAGAUGAAGCGUGUGUCUCUGUGCAGCAUUGUGGGGAGCUGGGUCAGAACAGACCCUGGCUUGAUUCAUGGAGCAGUUGGGUAGAGAGGGGCAGAUAAGGCAAUUUUAAUAAAGCUUCCACUUAAUAAAGGGGAGGUGACACCAUUGAUCAUGUUUUGGGCCUGGAUCCAGCCUCAGGGUAGUGGUUCCAGAGCCUAUUUUAAUUACCCCCUCAUCAGCCCCUCCUUUCAUACCUUUAAGCCAGACCAUUUUCCCCUUCUGUGUGUGUGUGUGUGACUAAAACAACAGCUCUGACCCUUUUGAGUAUCCCAGGUGGCAGUGAGCAGAAAGCCAAAUGAAAUCCUGUCUCUUUUUGGUGCCUUUGUCUCAGGCUUUGAAUAAAAGUCUAUUUGAAGAAGCUUCUUUUUUUUUUUUAAGGAGCUUCUGAGUUGUUUUUCUUUUUCCCCAAGGGACAGGCAUUCCCUGCCCUUGUGAUCAGCUGGGGACUGUCUCACUGUCCCUGGAUGCCAGCUCCGGAGGUCACAGCUGAAGCAGAGAACUGCGAGCGAGUAUCUUUGGUUCCAGCCCUUGAGGUCAAUGGGAAAAAAGCCUAGCAGGGGAUAGAAGAACUGGAAGAGCUCCUUCAGGUCUGGUCUCCCCCAGAAAUCUCCCAAAGGCAGGAUGGAAAACUUCCAGACAGUCUGGUGCCUGCGUGUCUGUGCAGUUCAGAGCCGAGUGAGUCACAGCUGGGUCUUGGUAGUUGUAUGGUGCUUACAGCUUCUGGGUGCAGAAUGUGGCUUCGGGGGUCCUGCCCCCCAAACUCACUCGCCAAGGGCUUGCCCUGCACUGUUUGGGUCUGAACAGGGAGCAGAGACCCGUGCUUUGUCCCUUGGCCCUCCUUUAAGUCAAAAUGGGAUUGCAACAGCCAGGGAAAUGUCUUGGUAUGGGAAGUCUGGGCUGAACAGGCCUGUCUGAUGGAAAACAGCAGCAGGAGGGAAAGGACCAGCAGAGCAGCUUCAGCCCUUGAUGUGAGACAGAUUCUGAGCAGCUGCGAAGUACCAAGUGUUUCAGGCUCUGUUUGGUGCUCAAAUGUGGGAGAGAUCCGUCUGCUUCUUGCACUUAUGUGGCGGGGAGGGAAAUAUCCUUGCUGAGAAUCCAAGGGAAAUGGGAGCUGGGCCAGCACUGAGCUAAUUUACCUGCUGGCGCUUCUGCAUCUCCACAACAAAUGCCAAAGUCUAAUACAAUUGAAGGAUGCUUUUUUUUUAACAUCAGCCUGGUUCCACCAGUCUGUCUUCACUGGCUAGUCCCAAAUAGGCUCAAGACAGGUAUUCCCAACGGCACAAACGCAACACCGGGCUGGAGCUGUGAAGGCUCAGAGAUGUGGUUACACGAAUAGGCCUCCUGUGCUGCACCCCUGCUUCGCACACUGCCCAGCGGGGCUGGGGCAUGUGCGUUUCACCUUGGAUCCGAACAGAUUUGUCCCAGAAGUACAGUAGCAAUGGCAUUGAAAUGGUGCUGGGCUGGACGGGAGAGGUGAAAGCAGGUCCAUGUCUUCCGGGACUCUGGCUUGCUCAGAGUUUAUUGCUGUAUAUUAAAUACUAUUUUUGGAGAUUGGGGGGAAGAUGUGGGAGGGGGAGGGAUGUGACGGCGCUGUCCCCAGGCUGAUCAGUGGGACGCUACUGCAGGUUAUUGAUAGGUUUUGAUUUUUUUUUUUUCCCCAAAAAGUGCUUUAUUUAAAAAAAAAAAAAAAAGGAAAAAAUAAUCAGCAAAACAGAAAUGCUUUCCUCCCUCUUAGAAACAGUGCUGGCUGAUUAGAAAAUGUGAAUAAUCUUUUGCAAACAUCAAAGGUCUCUGCUAAAGAGUUUGUGUGAUGGAGAUUUCAAGGCAAGGGGCAAAGUACAGCUUGAACCAGUUUAACUGGGGACAGUGUGAAUCUAGGAAACGCAGGAUCUCUGCCCUGGAGUUGUUCCCAGUCACACGUAGUGGUGAUGUGCUUGCCUGUGCUACCAUGGCUGUUCUGUCACACUAUAACAGUUCCUGAGCUAGGGCGCUGGAGUGAAGCACUGUCUGGAAACUUGCUGGCAAGUAGGGGCUUGAAUUUUUCAUGGUUUCUACAGGGACUUCGUGUGUUCAGGGCUUUCCCACUCAAGAAGCAGCCAGGUUGGUAAAGCAGCCCCAGAGAACGUGAGGAUCCUGCAGAGGCAGGAUUUGUGCUUCGUGCCAGGAGGCAGCAGCCAGGACUGCGAGAUGCUGGGCAGGUGACAGUGAUGUUUGGGUCCCAUUGGCGUGGCAGCUUUUAGCAUUGGCAAAUGGUCCCACUGCUGCACAGUGCCCGGCUGCGUAGGCUGGGACAUGUGGAAGUGACCCGUGUUGUUGGCAUUAAGGACAUGUCACAAACUACUUGAAGCUGCAGGUCUAAGUUGUCUGUAAAGGCUAAACAGUGUGGGGAGGGAUCUCCAUCUGUAUUUGUCACCAGUGCAAAGGGUUUUUAAGGAGGAUUUUUGAUUUUACUGUCCAUUGCUUUGUUAUAACAACUUGCAGUGACAUUUUUUAGUUUGUUUUGCAGCAAGCUUGGGCCCUGGGUGAAAAGCACAGAUGUCUAUUUCUGAUUGCAUUGGCUUUGCAGGGACUAGUUUGGGGGAGAAGACGGGUGUGGGGGUGGGUUAUUUUAUUUUUGGUACAUGGUAGCGGUUUUAUUUUUUAAUUUCCCCAGGAUGUUUGGUUGAGGGAAUGUUCUGAAAUCUACUGUCUGGCAGUUUUAACCAGCAGUGUGUUAAAGGAAAAUAAACAAAAUUAUAUUG